This is a messenger RNA of Labrus mixtus (cuckoo wrasse), 8583 nucleotides long. RefSeq names its product leucine-rich repeat kinase 1 (gene lrrk1). The coding region runs from base 517 to 6513 and encodes 1998 amino acids. Gene Ontology annotation, biological process: protein phosphorylation. Lineage: Eukaryota; Metazoa; Chordata; Actinopteri; Labriformes; Labridae. The record is from RefSeq and is a predicted model, not a curated record. Gene Ontology annotation, molecular function: ATP binding; protein binding; protein kinase activity. The transcript is spliced from 37 exons.
UUCCCCUACCUCUCCCUCCCUCCCUCCCUCCAUCCUCAGCCCUUCACGGUGCAGGAGGAGGCAGAUCAGAUAACAGAGUCAGGAUGGCUGAGGAUGCUGUGUGAGGGGGAAGCCGUACAUGUGGGGAUGUGAUGGAGGCUGGAGGAUUGAUGAGGAAGAGGAGGAUUUUUCUGCUCGGCUAUGAGCAGGUCAGUCGGAGACAGGAGACCUACAGCAGCAUGCUGAGCGGAGCGUUGUUCAUGCUGCACAUGUAGAACUGCUACUCCGCACAGACUUCUGAAUCUGUUUCCUGACAUCUGAUCCGUGCUGAUCCUCGAGCUGAUCACUGAUGUUUCUGACAAUCCACUAACCUGAGUCUGAUGUCACGCGCUAAAUAUACUUCACCUGAGUGUGUGGAUGUGCCAAAGCCUGUUUGAAUGGAAUAUGUCGGAGGGACAUGGACUGUUGACAAAUUUAAUAAUUUAGAGAGAAGUGAUGACACUGGAGUCUGUCCUCUGAUCAGGGCCGGGGGAUCAAAUGGGGGCCAAGGAGUCGUUGCUGACGAGUCCGGAGCACGGCCCUCCUGUGGUUCCUUCUCCUACUCUGGAGAACAUCCAGGACGCAUAUAGAGAUGGAGAGGAGGAGGCUGCCCGGGAGCUGAUCCAACAAGCCUGCUGCAUGGAGUGCAGUGGGGGAGUACCGAACAUCGAUGGGGUGAGUCUCCUGUGUGUGGCCACCCAGCACGAUGACAAGCAGAGUGUGUGUUACCUCCUGAAAGAAGCCCACGUCACUGUGCCCGCCCAGCCCUCCAACAACAACCCGGCCAUCCUGGCGGCGUAUUACGGACACAGUGAGCUGGUCAGAGAGCUGCUGGACUCCAUACCAGGUCCAUGUCUGAGGGGAGACUUGUUGAACUGGAUGCUGGCCACAUCCUGUCAGCAGGGUCACCUGGACGUGGUCCGGAUGCUGGUCCAAAGCUAUGGAGCUGAUGCCAAGGACUGUGCCAUCCACACAGAUGAGUUUGCUGUCAUCACCGGGCUGCCGCUGUACGCUGCUGCACAAGCAGGAAACGAAGAGAUCGCUCACUUCCUGCUGCAGAACGGAGCCGGCUUCUCCUCGUACACCCUGAUGGACCAUCCGGCCUUCAGCCAACACCUCCUCAAACUCAAACUGCAAGAAACCACAGAGCCAGACGGAGAGCUGGCUGUCAGUGUGUGUUGGAGCGGUCUGCAGCUGCCCUGGUUGAAGCUGGUCUGGUUCAUGGACAUAUCCUCCAGUAUCACGGUCCUGGAUCUGUCGUCUAACAGCCUGGCUGCUCUCCCCUCUGUGGUGCCCUGGGGUCUGAUCCGCCUCAGCUCUCUGGACCUCUCUGAUAACCUGCUCAGCGAGCUGCCGGCUGCGCACAGCUCACAGGAGGUCAUCUGCUCCAGUUUACGACAGGUCAACCUCUCUCAGAACAAACUCACCAUGUUACCGCCUGGACUUCUCCACCUGACCCACAUCCAGAGACUCUCUGCUGCCAAGAACCAGCUGGCGGUCCUGUUUGACAUCCCCACUGGUACUAACUGGAUCGGCCUGCGUAAGCUGGAGGAGCUGGAUGUGUCUGAGAACUGUCUGAGCAGUCUACCCGUGUCCGUCAUGCACGCUAUGAAAUCACUGAGCGUCCUCAACGUGUGCAGGAACACACUGAGCUGUUUCCCUGAGGCCUGGGCCUGUCCACUGAAACAAUGCAAAGCUUCCUACAACGUGAUCAAAAGUCUUCCAGACACCUUCUCCAUCUUCUGGAGGACUCAGCUGCAAGAGCUGGACUUCUCUGACAACAGCCUGACCGAGCUGCCGCCGCACUUAUUUGAACUAGAGGCUCUGGUCUCUCUGAGGCUGUGUGGGAAUCAGAUUGCGACACUCCCGGCCCCGGCUAAGUGGAAGUGCUCUCAGCUCAGGACCCUCGACUUUUCCAGGAACCAGCUGGGCAAAACAGAAGAGGGGCCCAAAUCCAGGAGGCUGGCCUUCCUGACGACAUGGAACAGGAGGGACCCGGACCCAGUGUGUCCAAUAGAGUUCCCCAAGAUCUUGCGGGAUUCUCUGGAAGUCCUUUACUUGAAUGACAACCAGCUGGAGUGUGUUCCCCAAUCUGUGUGUGGUCUGCACAACCUCACCGAGCUCUACCUCUCCAAUAACCCUGGAAUCCGGGAGCUUCCAGCUGAGCUCGGUCAGCUCUCCAACCUGUGGCAGCUCGACAUCGAAGACCUCAACAUAUCAAACGUGCCCCAAGAUAUCAGAAAAGAAGGUCCUGGCUCUGUCUUGGCGUUCCUCCGGGCACACCUCAGGAAAGCCGAGCCGUUCAGACUGCUGAAGAUGCUGGUGAUCGGCCCCCCCAGGCAGGGGAAGACCACCCUGCUGGAGGCUCUGCAGUUUGGAAAGACUUCCCCCUUCACACCCGCAGCCGAGUGCAGCAUCUCCACUUUCACCUGGGACCUGGACAAGCCUAACGGAGGCAAAAACAGUAAGGACUCGGUGGCGUUUAACGUGUGGGACAUCGGUGGUCAGGCCAGCAUGUCCACAGUGAACCAGUGUUUCUUCACUGAUAAGGCCCUCUACCUGGUGGUCUGGAACCUGGCUCUGGGAGAGGAGGCUGUGGCCAACCUGCAGACAUGGCUGCUCAACAUCGAGGCUCGAGCUCCAAACUCUGCCGUGCUGGUGGUGGGGACGCAUUUAGAUCUCAUCGACACCAAGUUUCGCACUGAGAGGCUGGCCACGCUAAGGGCUUAUAUACUGGCUCUGUGCCGUUCCCCGUCAGGGUCCCGGGCCUCAGGUUUCCCUGAUAUCACCUGGAAACACCUGCAUGAAGUCUCCUGUAAGACCCUGGAGGGCUUAAACGCUCUAAAGAAGCUCAUCCACCACGUGGCGCUCUCCAUGAAGGACAUCAGCAUCUCAGCUGGAGGCAGUAAACUGUGGGGCAGACUGAUCCCUCGGAGCUACCUGACCCUGCAGGAGGCCGUGAUUUCAGAGAAGAAGAGGAGAGACGCUGAGGGAGAGGUCCAGUACCUAACUGACGUCCAGCUGGACUGCAUCAUCGAACAGAACCCAGGAAGUGACAUCAGAGACUACGAGGACCUGCAAACUGCCAUCAGCUUCCUGAUAGAAACAGGGACCCUGCUGCACUUCCCAGACACUAGCCAUGGUCUGUGCACCCUCUACUUCCUGUGUCCUGUUUGGCUGUCGGAGUGCCUGGAGAGGAUCCUGCACCUCAAGUCGUCUCGAUGUAUCGCCAGGAACGGAGUGAUCCGAACUGAAGACCUCAGGAUGCUGUUAGUAGGAACAGGCUUCACUCCGAAGACGGAGGAACAGUAUUUCCAGUUUCUGGCCAAGUUUGAGAUUGCUCUGCCCGUGGCCAGCAACAGCUACCUGCUGCCCCACCUCCUCCCCCCAAAGCCAGCCAUGGACAUUCACAGCUUCCGCCAGCAGACCAACAACACCCUGCAGCGCCUCGUCAGGAUGAGCUUCGUUCCUGCCGGGUUCUGGGAGCGCUUUAUCGCCAGGAUGCUCAUCAGCCUCACAGAAAUGGACCUUCAGUCAUUCGAGCCAAAAAGGAACGCCAGGUGCAGGCGCAGCAGUAGCUCUGUGAUCCACAGUUUUGCAGGAAACCAGCAGAGGAACCGCUGCAGCACCUUCAGAGUCCGACGCAGCAAGACCAUCUACUGGAAGGAGGGGCUGCUGGUCACUUUUGAUGGAGGUUACCUUAGCGUGGACUCGUCAGAUGUCAACUGGAAGAGGAAAAAGAGUGGAGGCAUAAAGAUCGUCUGCCAAUCAGAGACCAGAGACUUCUCCGCCAUGGCGUUCAUCACAGACCACGUCAACUCCUUGAUGGAGCAGUGGUUCCCCGCUCUGACAGCCAGCGAGAGUGAUGGGAGUCUCCUCAUAGAGCAGUACGCAGCCUGUCCUCUCUGCGCCUCUCUGGGUGAGCAGACACAGGGCGAGCAUCUGUCCGGAGAGGGAGGAGGCCCUGAAGUAGACGACAGAGGAGGACGAGGAGGAGGAGGGAUUCAUUACUUUAACAUGGAGGACUGUGUGCUGGCUGCAGUGGAGGAGGAGCACAUUGUCUGUCCUCAGCACCCUGAGCAGCCGGUCCCUCUGCAGGAGCUGGUCCCUGAACUCUUCAUGACUGACUUCCCCUCACGGCUCUUCUUAGAGAGGGCAGAUCUGGAGUACUGUGAGGAGGACAACAACAUCCUGGGUCAGGGCGGCAGUGGGACGGUCAUCUACAGAGCUCGAUAUCGGGAUCAGCCAGUGGCCAUCAAACGCUUCCACUUCAAGAAGUGUCAACAGCAGAGCAUCACCAGCGACACAGACACGAUGCUCAAACACCUGCAGUCUGCAAACGCCUGUCGGAGCUUCUCGGAGUUCCGCCAGGAGACGAGCAUGUUGCACUCUCUGCAGCAUCCGUGCAUCGUGUCCAUGGUGGGCAUCAGCAUCCACCCGCUGUGCUUCGCCCUGCAGUUAGCCCCUCUGGGCAGCCUCAACACUGUCCUGGAGGAGAAGAACAAAAGCAGAGCCUCCAGGUACAUGCCUCUGGGUCACAUGCUCACCUUUAGAGUAGCCUAUCAGAUCGCAGCAGGACUGGCGUAUCUUCACAGGAAGCGAGUCAUCUUCUGUGACCUCAAAUCUGACAACAUCCUGGUGUGGUCUCUGGAGCUGCAGGAUCCGAUCAACAUUAAACUGUCGGACUACGGCAUCUCUCGGCAGUCCUUCCAUGAGGGGGCGUUGGGGGUCGAGGGCACGCCAGGUUAUCAAGCUCCUGAGAUCCGACCGGGCAUCGUGUACGAUGCUAAGGUGGACAUGUUCUCCUACGGCAUGGUGCUGUACGAGCUGCUGUCAGGGCAGAGGCCCGCUCUGGGACACCACCAGCUGCAGAUCUCUAAGAAACUCUCCAAAGGCAUCCGGCCGGUGCUCGGCAGUCUAGAGGAGGUUCAGUUCACGUGCCUGCAGACCCUGCUGACUGAAUGCUGGGACACCAAGCCCGAGAAGAGGCCGGUGUCUGCGCAGUGUCUGAGACAGAUGCAGGAGCCCAGCUUCCCAUGCCUAAAGUUUGUGAUGUCAUGUGACAGCCACGCGCAGCUCUUCCUGUCUCAGCUGCAGGGAUACAGCGCUGUGUUCUGGAGUGGAGACAAGCAGGAAAGGAACUACAGCGUGGUGAAUGUUGAGAAGGGCCAGGUGGAGGUGAAGAGGAUGUCGUGUCCAGGCAGCAAGAUCAGCUGUCAGAUGAAGAUGGGGAACACUCUGUGGUUGGCCACUGAGGAGCAGGACGUCUUCAUCUACAGUCUGAAGGACAUGUGUCCUCUCAGUCAGCCCCAGAAACAGUUCUCAUGCCCCGCUGUCAUCACAUGUCUGUUCCCCGUCCCAGCAAGAGACCAGAGCCUGGCCCAGGUGUUUGCUGGGAUGUCUGAUGGACUGCUGGCCGUGUACAGUAUAGUGGAAGACUUACCUGUGGACGGGGAGACGUACCUGUGUUCACACACCCUCAACAAGACGGUGUUUGGUCUGAAGGACUCUGAUCCCAGGCAGAGACCCUACCCCGUCAGGAGUAUGGCUCUGGUCAGCAGCGGCUCCCAGUUGUGGUUCUCCAACGGUCCGGGUGUUCUGGUCAUCGACUGUCAGAACCUUCAGGCAGUUCGAAGGCUGGAGACCUACAGCCCUUUGUCCACCAUCGUCUCCAUGACAACCAGCUUCAGCCUGUGGGGGGAGGAGGCGGUGUGGACGCUGGAUGACCACACCAACACCCUGCUGCUCUAUCACGCAGCCUCCUACCAACUGUGUGCAAAGUACUGGUGUGGAGACAUUCAUCCUCUGCGGGAUAUCUUUAGCGUGCAGCGGCCUGCAGGUGUAACCACGGUAACAGAUGUUGAGCACACAGAGCAGCGGGAGCAGCAAGACCGAACUAAUGGCGGCAACGUUUCGCUGAUCUACAGCGAGGAGGCAGGCACUCAGAUCAUCCAGCAUCAGGACUCACUGACGGACUGCUGCUCCACGUCGUCGUCCUGCUCCCUGGAGCUGCCGGGCUCAGGCGGCUCCAGCUUUGCGCUCAACAGUGUGGCGCCCCCUGCAGACCAGGAGGAGAAUUGCAGGGACCAGAACCAGCAGGUAUCCACCAACCCUGAAAGCAAUCCGGACUCUGCAGGAACCCUGAACACUACUACACUGCCAAAGCUACAAGCCUUCACUGUGCUGUCAGUGAACGGCACGUUGUGGGUCCCCAGGCGUGGAGGAGACAUAAUGGUCAUCGAGAUUCAGCCCCAUGCUGACCAGCUGAGGGGGCGUGUCGUUGCCGUCCUCAAUCCACCCGGAUGUUCCUCUUUAGGGAUCCUGGAGGAGGCAGCACUGGUGGCUAAGGACACGGUCGUAUGUGGCUUUCAGAAGGAAAACACGGAGUGGUGCCUGUGUGUCUGGAGGGGCUGGGGCAGCCAUGAGCUGGAAGUCUUCUUCCAGUCGUACGAGGAGCUGGGCCGCCUGGAGACCAGCAUGAGGAGAAGAAGGUAGCUGUUGUUGCUGCAGAAUCACGGCUCUGUGGAGGAGGGCUAGCGAGGGGAGCGCUACGCCACAGACUGUUAGUGUUCAGAUAGGGAAGGGGAGGGGGGGGGCGGCCCAGAGCUGACAUCAAGUCAAUGUAGGAGGAGGAUGGAGGAGGAGAGGGGGGUCGAAGCCUCCAGCUGUGACCAGCUGUUUGCCCACUCAACAACAGUAACAAUCAGAAGUGAAAAACAAAUACAAAACUCAACAAGCCCUGAUGCUGAGAUCAGAGUUUCCUGAAGUGAACUCCACACACAGUUUUUUCCACUUUGUUCCUGCUUACAGGUUAUUAAAGUAACAGUAUGUAACUUUUCCUCCAUAAACAUAUUAUUUACAAAGUCAAUCUAAUAGCAGAAUAACUUUCAACAGGUGAGAAUGUCUUCUCUUUUAUGUCCACCCAGAGCCCUGGUCACCUGUUUUCAGCACUAUGUAACUUAAGCCACAAGUUGAAGUUAAAUUUCAGAAGUGCAUACGGCUUUACAAGCACUAGUUCACACAGCAGCUAAAAAGAAGCCAGUUAGCUCGUCUCUAUGCUCUUUAAUAUCUGUGAUGCUGUCAUUAUCUGUGACAUUGUCGUCUCAUGUUUGGCAGCUUCACUGGGUGCAGAAAGUCAUCUAAACCCUAAAUCUAGCUUAUGCCACAAAGUGAUCUCUUUCACUAUUGAUCUUAAGUUAGCUUUACGUUUUGAACGUUUACAAACUUAUCUCAAAUAGCAUUAAAUAAAUUAGCGUAGCCUUUAGCCUUUAGCAAACAAUGGCUUGUAGACACUAGCAGAGUCAUAUUUGGGCAAAGUGCGGUGAUAUUACUGAACCUUGUCAGUCGACGUAGUUCUUCGGCUUCUCACAAAGCCUUUGCAGCCUCUGUCUCUUAACAGAUGCUGGUCGUCGUUGAGGGAGAGGCCACAGCAUUUAUUUUUUUUCCGACAGUGCAGUUGCACUUACAGACCUCAAACAGGCGCUAAAGCAUACCAAUCCAAAUGCCUCCAUACUGUUCCUUUAAAGCUGGUGGGUUUUGAUAUUUUGUAGUUUAUAUUUGGUCCCUGUCAGCAGUUUGGUCAUGAUCAGGUUUCAGAUGCUCCAGAUGUGAGGGAGUGCUUGUGUCUGACUCCAGCUGCUGCAGUUUACUCUUUGUUUCUGUUUCCCUUCAUUACCGAGCUGUGAGCUCUCUGGACAGGGACAUUCUUCAGGGGACGAGUAAUGACCGUUUUUAAAAGUGAAGCUGGUAAUGCUAGAGAACAGCUGUGAUUGACAGAUGGCGAUGGCUCUGACUCUUUCACAUGCUCUUUAUCUCUUCUCCUGUGUGUUCCUCCCUCAUGCAUGUGAAUCUGCAUGCUCGCCUCUGCUUCCACAGAAUCCUGGAAAAAUAACCGACCGACAUCUGUGUCCUGUGCAGCAUUACUCGACAGAGCAGAGCGUUUAGUAAUCAAACCCUGCUGCAGGUCCUCGCUGAGGAAAGACACCAAAGCUGUGACUGUAGGUCAACAUCUCUGUGAAUAAUGAAAUAUUUUCACCCUCUCCUUCUGACUCUCACAUUCAGCAGGGAUCAGCAGGAGUGAUGAAGACAAAGUGAUAAUAAGUGAACAAUUUUGGACUCCCGCUUCAUUAGUCUUGUUGCUCUCUCAGUCGGAGUGCGUGCUCAUGGAGCGGUCAAAGCCCCCCGCCGGUCAGACUGAGUUGUUUCAAACUGAACUCUGGGACUUGUUUUAUUCAAGAGGAAUAUUUUUUUGUAUAUAUUGAAAUCUGGGUCCUCUGUUAGAAAGGGAAACAAAAAGAUGAAAAAAUCUGAUCACAAAUGAUCGUGAAUGAAUGAAACACUCACAAGGGGUCUGUUCUCCUCGCAUGGUUUUACAUGAAUAAAUCAUUUUAUCUUUUCAGCUUCGUUGACUUGAGUUGGCUCCUAAAGUUGCCAGUAAAUACCUGUAUAUUGUCAAUAAGGCUUUUUGGUAAUGCAGAGGUUAUUUAUUUACCAGAGUGUAUAAUGAAUGUGUAGUUGUUGUGUACAUAAUUAUGUAUUAUGAUACUGAAUAAAGUUCUUAUAAUA